CGUAAGCUAUAUAUCUUGGCAAUGUUGGCAGAUGUCAAAACUAUCAACGCCAUUUUAAGAAUAAAGAAAAACAACAAUAAGAAGAAGUGUUUACACGUCAGUCGGUCGGUGUCCGGUUGCUUCGAUAAAUUUAAGUAAAAAAUCCACAAAAGCAGUGACAAAGUUCUACUUUUCGGCAACUUUCAGCUCGAUCCUUUCGGGUCAGGCUCAUCUGCAAACAGGCGGAAGCAACGAAGGACCGAUUUUGGCAAAGUUACCGGCAACUCGGCUACGUGUGCAGAACGAACCCCUUCUUGUUUAGCCUGCGUGUAUAUUUUCGUGUCAUCUCAUCAUCUUCUGCGAGCCGCCACCGUCUGGUGUGUUGCAGUAGUAGAACCAUUCUUUGGUUGUUUCUUCUGAAGAACCGAAUAUAAACUGCUUGCAGAUUGUUGGACACCAGGCGAAUUGGAGAAAAAAAGCGAAGGAAAAAAACGUCCAACCCAUAUUUGACCAAAGGCCGGAUAUAUUGUUGCAUCCAAAACCGUAACAAAGAAGUGGAGUAAUUUGCGAAAAUGAAUAUUUUCAGAUUGGCUGGUGAUUUAUCGCAUCUGCUUGCGAUCAUUUUACUGCUGAUAAAAAUAUGGAAAACCAGAUCAUGCGCUGGAAUAUCUGGCAAAUCGCAAAUUCUUUUCGCCAUCGUCUACAUUAGCCGCUAUCUGGAUUUGGUGACAACGUUCAUCAGCGUAUACAACACGUUCAUGAAGCUGGUCUUCAUCAGUACUUCCGUAGCAACGAUUUAUUUGAUGUACGUCAAGUUUAAAGCCACCUACGAUCACAACCACGACUCCUUCCGCAUCGAGUUCCUGCUUGUACCGUGCUUUCUGUUGGCCCUAUUGAUCAAUAACGCCUUCACACCGUUGGAGAUCCUGUGGACGUUCUCCAUCUAUCUGGAAGCAGUGGCCAUACUGCCCCAGCUGUUCCUGGUCAGCAAAACGGGCGAGGCGGAAAGUAUCACUAGCCACUAUCUGUUCGCCCUCGGAUCUUAUCGUGCACUGUACCUGCUGAACUGGAUCUACCGAUAUUAUGCAGAGGGCCACUACGACCUGAUUGCCAUCUUUGCCGGCGCUAUCCAGACGAUUCUGUACUGCGACUUCUUCUAUCUUUACAUUACUAAGGUUCUUAAAGGCAAAAAGCUGCAGCUCCCGGCGUAAGUGACUUUCGGUGGCCGGCAGCAGCACUGAGGCAAUGGUUGCGAAUAUCUUCGAAAGGACUAAUUAAGAGCAAUUCCUUUUGGUAAGAGGCUGACGCCUUGGCAACGACAUCAAUACAAUACAUUUACAAUUGAAUUUGCAUUAAUACAAGAGCGAAUGUGGUGAGAAAAGCAGAGCAGAGUUGCGUUAGUGAAUUUAGUUGUGGUUAUGAAAACAAAAUAGUAACAACCAACAGACGAAAUACGCAGAAAAUGUUAAAUGUCUUCUAAGGGACACUAAGGCGGUAACUGCGCGACUUUAAUUUUAUUUUUACAUCCCUGCUAACCAUUCUUACUUUUCCGUUAUGUGGCUGUUCUCAGGCUACACUCUUCCUGCUACUCGUGUAUUUGUGUAUUUCUAGGCUUAGUUGAAGAAGUGUUAAGUGGAGGACAUAAUGCUAAAGAUUGCAUACGAUAUGUAGGAAGAACAUAAAAGAAACCUUUAACAUACUAUUAGCACAGUUUAGCAUGCAAGAGAUACAUUCAAUAAAUAUCGGAAAACUGAAAACAAUCGUUUUUUUUUUUCAAACAGCUCUAUUACUAUUUUAGCAAGCAUACCGCUGUACAAUAUUGCAUCGGCAUAGGUCUUUGAAGUAACUUUAAAAAAGGUCGUAAUUGAGCAUAAUGUAUUUUCGACACGAUGUUUUAUAAACAUUUCCUUAUGAAAUAUGCAAGUGUGCGAGAAAUAUGUUACCGAUAUUUGUACCAAUUACAUACAAUAUUGCCCCGGCCCAUUGAUCUUAAGCGAAAGUAACUGAAUUACUGUAAUAUGAUACGGUUAUGCAGUCUUAAGAAACUUACAAAAUCAUACAUUCUACGGACCCAACAGUUCUAUCGUUCAGAGUAUUCAAGGCAGGCAAAACAAUUUGCUAUACAUUACAUAUUUGUUCACGUUGCACUUGCUAUUCGCAAUUGCUCCAAAUGCUCAUGCUUGGCACAUGAAGAAACAGAACAUUGUUUUGGGAAAAAAAAUUAACAGAUUGCCAAAUGGUUGUUGGUUGAAUAAAUCGGUAUCGAAUUGAAAAGGGUCACUCUAAUAACCGUAGCAUUAUUUUAGUUAAUUACUAAUACAGUCAUCGACAGUAUGGAACAAUAAAUGAACUACAAAUCUAAA
Molecule: messenger RNA, 2342 nt
Organism: Anopheles funestus (African malaria mosquito)
Lineage: Eukaryota; Metazoa; Arthropoda; Insecta; Diptera; Culicidae
Product: ER lumen protein-retaining receptor
Exons: 1
Coding region: 552-1190 (212 amino acids)
Biological process (GO): endoplasmic reticulum to Golgi vesicle-mediated transport; protein retention in ER lumen
Cellular component (GO): endoplasmic reticulum; membrane; cis-Golgi network
Molecular function (GO): ER lumen protein retrieval receptor activity
Source: RefSeq, a predicted model, not a curated record